Caretta caretta (loggerhead turtle) is the source of this 3111-nucleotide messenger RNA. It is a transcript of the gene CLEC3B, whose product is annotated as C-type lectin domain family 3 member B. NCBI's taxonomy places the organism in Eukaryota, Metazoa, Chordata, Testudines, Cheloniidae. The record is from RefSeq and is a predicted model, not a curated record. Gene Ontology annotation, biological process: ossification; bone mineralization.
CUUGUUCUCCACUAUUCUCCUCUAACUCCCAUUUCUCAUGGCAACCAAGGGUUUCAGCCUGCAGGGAAAGCCAUGGUGGAGAGUUGGAGAGAGCUGAAAGGGGGCAGAUGGACAACAUGGAGGCAGGGGGUUUCCACGUGAAUGGCCCUGGCCUCUAGUAUCAGGGAAUCUGCAAUGUCCGGGGUCCAAAGCCCUCACUUUAUUGCAGGCAAGGGGCAGCCCAUGCCAAACAAUUUGGAGAAAAUACCAUGAUGAGACGCUCCUGAUGUUUUCCUGCUGAAAGGAACCCUGUGGGGGAUCCUCAUGGGAGGGGACAAUCUGGGGUCCCAGCUAUAGUCUUAGGAGCCAAUUUUACACUCAUUUGGCAUCCCGAACUCCCAGUGAUUCCAAUGGGAGUUUGGGAUGUAUCAGGAACACAGGAUCAAUCCCUUACAGCUUUACUGAAAUCCACAGGAAAUAAUUCAGGGCACAAUAAACAUCUAUAUUUUUAAAUCACUAACCAGGUUAAUUUGCCUCACAUUCUGACAUGCUUAAAACAAACAUCCUAAGAAAUAAAAGAAUCAUCCCUUUUUUCCUUUGUCCACUGGAAUUCUUUGAACUUUCUCUAAGCCCAGGAUACUGCAUUUGUCCCAGCCCUCAGUGGAAUUCUCUCUCCCUCUCGUCCCUGGAACGCUGUGAGCGAGUCUGGAAGGAUUUCUUGGACAGACAUUUUUGAUUAAAGCCUGUGUUAAGAAGGCUGGCUCAGGGCAGAUCAACGCCACUCCAAAUCCACUCGGUCAGGAGCAGCAGCAGAAUGAAGUUUCGAGGCGCCUGCUUGCUUCUGUGCCUCUUUUGCCUUGUGCAGGUUACAGUCCAGCAAGCCUCCACAUCCAAGCAAAGGACAGCGAGCUCCAAGAAAGAUGGUGUGAGCCUCAAAAUGAUUGAAGAUCUUAAAGCUCUGAUUGACAACAUCUCCCAGGAGGUGGCUUUACUGAAAGAAAAGCAAGCUCUUCAGACAGUGUGUUUGAAGGGCACUAAAAUUCACCUCAAGUGCUUCCUUGCGUUUUCUGACACCAAGACAUAUCACGAGGCCAGUGAAGACUGCAUCUCCCAGGGCGGCACCCUCAGCACCCCCCAGAACGGGGAUGAAAACGACGCGCUCUACGAGUACAUGAGGAAGAGUAUUGGGUCAGAAGCAGAUGUCUGGCUUGGCGUCAAUGACCUGGCAGCUGAGGGCAAAUGGGUGGACAUGACAGGCAGCAGCAUCCGCUACCGGAACUGGGAGACUGAGAUCACCACCCAGCCGGAUGGUGGCAAACUGGAGAACUGUGCAGCCUUGUCAGGGGUUGCCAUUGGCAAGUGGUUUGACAAGAAAUGCAAAGAUAAAUUGCCGUAUGUGUGUCAGUUCAUGAUUGUGUAACAGCAGGGCUCCUACUGCUGACAUGUAGGCCAGGUUAUUCUGUUUGGCAUCAGGAAUAUAUAUAAAUAGUUUAUCUAUUUGCACAUAAAUACAUUAUAUAUAUAUAUAUAUAUAUAUAUAUAUAUAUAUAUACACAAAUAGAUAAACUGUUUGCAAAUAAAGUCAUCAUGGCCUGGUAAUGCAUUAGAGCAUGUUAGAUCUAUGCUGCAUUUUAAUUGGCUAAAAGCUACUUCCAACUCCGUAGCAGCUGCAUUGUUCCUUACUAAGGCAUGAUUUAUAGAUAUAUUUUUUUACAUCAGAAACUUAUUAGGAUGGCUUAUGUGAUUUAAUAAAGAACCAGUGCAACACUCCAACUUUGCAUAUCAUAGAGUAGGUUACGUAAGCCUCAUUAAAUUGUUGCUGUAGAUACUUUUCCUGCAAUUCCCUUUCCAUUAUUGCUGAUUUUAUCAAGCUAUCCCUGAACUAAUCAAAUAUUUUCCUCCUGCCGAUUCAUGGCCCAAUCCUGCUCCCCUUACUCUGGGAGCUGGAGUCAGGAGAGACAGUCUGAGCUUUCAUUCAGUGAAAUCAGAAUCCAGUAUAAUCGAGAUCAGAAUCAGUUUCAUGCUGAUGAACAUGUUGUUCCAAACAGUAGGGCCAGUUCUUCUUGCCUGACUUUGACACUUACAAUAGAGACUACUUGCAGAGUAAAGUACUACUGAGACAUUGGCAGGGUUGAGCCCUCUGAUAAUAGGACAUCCUCAUGCGAAUUAGAAAGAAGUAGACUGAUCUAUAAAGAAGAGGAGUGGGAUUUUCAGAACUCAGAGUUGACCUAAAGUAAAUUGAUUUCAAUGGGAGUGGUUAAUCCAGGUGCUUCUGAAAAAUCCCACCGGGAAGCUUUAUUUUGGAGAAAGUACUGAUUAUUUACUAACUCAUUCAUUAAAAUAUAGUUUGAUAAGAUGGCCAUUAGCUAGGGUCUUUCGGAAUAGUAGCGGUAUAAAAGAUAAUUGAAUCCCAAGAAAAUCAGAUUUAGCCUCUUUAAGGAUCAUGUGAUCUAUUUUAGCAAUGGACUGUGUUGCCCUAGCUGACCCUUGUCAUCUGAUUGCAUAACUGAAAUGCUCUCGUAUCUGUUGCUUUUGUUUAAUGUCCUCUCCACUCAGGGCCAGAGUUUCAGUUGGUGUCAAUCAGUGUAGCUUUGUUUGCUCCCCUGGCUUCAAAGGAGCUAUAAUGAUUGACAUCAGCUGAAAAUCUGGUCUCGGUAUUUGUUUUCCAGGAAGAGGAUUAUAUUUCAGUAGACAUAUUUGUUUUAAAGAAGCAAUGAUGGAAAAAUAAUGGCAGGCCUGGACCAUGACAGUUUAAUGAGGCUUUGAUAAAAUUGUUUUUCUUAGAGUUUGCUGAAAUGUAUCAUUGGUUCUUUAAGACUGCUGUGCUUGAUGAUAACCCAUUUAGUUGAGGUUACUUAUUCCUUGCACUGUCAUGCAAAGGCCUCAGAUGUAACAUGUUCUUCUAAAGCCCAUUGGAGAAAUAUUUCAAGUCACUGCUUUGUUUAUAAACAACAUGAGCUGGGUGUCUUUCAGAAUUGAUAGCAGGAGGGCCAAACAGGAAGACAGUGCAUACUUCUGAGCCUACCAUUACUGCCAAACUCUCUGCUGUUCACAUGACUAUAAAAUAAAUCUAUAUAGCUUUGCUCAGAGAAUAAAGUCAAUUGAUCUUAAUGGAAUGCUUUCUUCUCCAGC